AUGUCAGAGGUGCUUUACAGGGCCACCAAGUAUAUGAACGCUGAAAACGUGCUGUUGGCCCGAGAAGAGAGGCCCAAGAAAAGAGAAAGGCAAGAAGACACCCGACAGGACCAGGGCCGGAAGAAAGGAAGGGUAGGAGACCGAAGGGAGGAGAGACGCCCUAAGCCCCUAGGGGGAAGAUUCACAAGCUUCACCCUAUUGACCGCCCCAAUAGAUCAAGUCCUAAUGCAAAUCAAGGAUGAGGGGGCUCUGACGUUCCCUGGAAAGCUAAAGAGUGAUCCCAACAAACGAUCUAGGGAUAAAUAUUGCCGCUUCCACCGUGACCAUGGUCACAACACAGCCGAUUGCUACGACUUGAAGCAGCAGAUUGAAGCCCUUAUCAGACAAGAAAAACUGCAAAAGUUCGUCAGCAAGGAGAGAACAGAUCCACCCCCACAAGAACAGCACUCUCAACGAGAGAACGAGCGACCAAGACCCCCCAUAGGGGACAUAAGGAUGAUAGUGGGAGGAACAGCUGCAGUCGGGUCUUCAAAAAAGGCUCACAAAACUUACCUCAGGAUGGUACAAAGUGUUCAGCUGACGGGUACCAUGCCGAAGAUAGCAAGAAAAGAAGGCCCCAUUAUCGGAUUCUCAAAAGAAGAUGCACGACGUCUACACCAUCCACAUGACGAUGCGCUCGUCGUCAGCAUGCGGGUAGAAGACUACAACAUGCACCGGGUGUUGGUCGACAACGGCAGCUCAGCAAAUAUCCUAUAUUAUCCAGCGUUCCAGCAAAGGAGGAUUGAUAAGGAACGAUUAAUUCCGACAAGCACCCCGCUCGUUGGCUUCGAAGGAAGCCGGGUAUUCCCCUUGGGCGCAGUCACAUUAUCCGUGACGGUAGGCGAUUACCCCCAGCAGAUCACCAAGGACGUAACAUUCCUAGUGGUCGAUUGCUCGUCUGCCUACAACGCUAUCCUCGGAUGA
This is a messenger RNA of Quercus lobata, 963 nucleotides long. RefSeq lists its product as uncharacterized. The record is from RefSeq and is a predicted model, not a curated record. NCBI's taxonomy places the organism in Eukaryota, Viridiplantae, Streptophyta, Magnoliopsida, Fagales, Fagaceae. The transcript has a single exon. Bases 1 to 963 code for a protein of 320 amino acids.